Messenger RNA from Candidozyma duobushaemuli, 1437 nucleotides. RefSeq names its product Gds1p (gene GDS1). Bases 1 to 1437 code for a protein of 478 amino acids. The record is from RefSeq and is a predicted model, not a curated record. The transcript has a single exon. Lineage: Eukaryota; Fungi; Ascomycota; Pichiomycetes; Serinales; Metschnikowiaceae.
AUGGCAUUGGCAGACAAAAGACCUCUUGGCGUCCCAGUUACUUCACACGCUUCAGCGUAUCCGAUGAAGUCGACCAUCCCAGAUUUAAAGGGCGUUGAGACGGCAGAGCAGGAGGUGACCCGCCGUGGCUCCGUUAGUCCAGACGGGGACCUUCUGCCCACAUCCCGCCUGAUUCUGCCUGACUCGUUGAUGCAGCAGAAGAAGCUGCUGACUCUGCUGUUCAGCUCCCGUGAUUCCACGCCCCAGCCGUCGUACUACAGUGCAAACGGCGGUGUUUUCAAAAAAGUGAAAGUGCCCAGCAGGGUGCCCAUUGCUACGGGGAUCCUGACCACCAUUCCGGUGACUGGUGAAAAACCGAAACCGCAGCAGGAAGGCGACGCUUCGCUAGAAGACGACGUGCUCUAUGCUAUUUUUCUUAUUUUGUACGAAAAGGACCCUGCUGGCGCCGGCAUGACGGUGAAGCAGAUUUGCGAUGUGCUUGUGGAGAGACAUCCCGAGAUGGCCCAGUUGCUGUCGAAAACGUCCAACUUGGUGAGUGCCAAAUUGAAUGCUUACGUGAAAAGAGUGGAAAAGGGCGACUCCAACUUACGCUACGCUCUUUCCCGUGAGUGGGCCGAUGCUUCUCCAAAACGUAUGGUGUAUGUGUACCGAGGCCUCUUGGCGAAAAACUUCCAUGUCAACCUCCCCACGCCCGGCACCCAGCCCAAUUCCGUGGUCAAGCCGCCUGUUUCCGACAGCCUUGAAGCGGUGAAGCAGCUGGCGAUGCUGAAGCCUCGGCGGUCCACCAUGUUCGAUUUGGGCGUUUCCAGACCAGCCUUUGUUGAAAGCCCCAUCGACCGGUCCAACUUGUUCGUGCCGUAUGCGCUGGCGCCCGUGGCGGCCUCUUUGACCGAAGUCAAGCUGGAGGAGCCUCGGAAGCAGCAGGAACAGGUGGUUGCAAAAAAGAGCGAUGCCCUCGAAAAUGCAGCCAAGAAGGACGACGAUUUCGACUUUGACGACUUGGAGGUUUUCGACGAGGCCGACGACGACGACGACGAGAUCGAUUUCGGCGACGUGCUCAAGAAAAACGGCAAACGCUCCAAGUCCAUGUCGUACCUUAGCUCGAACAAAAAGGCCAAAUUCUUAACCGCUGCUGCUGCCGCUCCUAGAGCGUCAAAAGCUCCUUGUUCUCCUAGCCCCAACGCUGCCGCCGCUGCUGCUGCCCUCCAUGCUGCUGCGUUGAAAGCUAUUGCUGCUGCAAACUCAACCUCCUCCUCGCUGGCCUCCUCCUUGGCCUCUUCUUCAGGCACCUCGCCAGCGUCCCUGGUUGCUCCUGAAGCUACAGCAUCUCCAAAGACCAAGGACUGGCAGCACGCUGUUCGCCUGGGCUUUUUGAACCAGGAGAUUGGCGCUCCCGAGGAUAUCAGCUUGUCGGACUUGGACAAGUUGUUUAGUUAG